UCAUGAUCGGCUUAGUCAGGGUUCUGCAGGUGACUAAGAUUUUCUCGUGCCAAGUUCGGAUGGAUCACAUGACUAUGCCCCACAUGACUGCUUCCGCGGAUACUCUGUUGGAGAUGCACCUUUAGUUGCCGACCGUACUUGACUAUUGCCCCGAAAAAAAGUGGAUUUCGAAGAGGCUGGCUUCUCUCGCCAAUCUGUCUGUUUCCCCUCUUCUGUCAUACCCGUCUCCAUGGGUAUCCGACGCUGGGAUGUAUGAGCCGCUGCAUCUCUCUUUUGACGCCUACCCUAGCGUGGUCCCUCGAGUAAGGGUACGAGGUGUCAUGGCUCUCUUCCUGGCCGUCACCAUUCUCUGGGCCUUGAUUUGGCUAUUGUAUCGCGCAUGGCAAGUCUGUCAGACUCCAAACGAUGUCCUAGUGGAAAAACUCGGAUUGGACAUCCCUCCGCCACCAGAGGUUACACUAGAGGAGAUCACCGCCCGUGAGAUUCGCAUUGCUUGGAAACAACCCGAGUUUCACAACUCAAUCCACAAGCACAUCAUUCAGGUGAAUGGAUCAAAAGUGGGCGAAUCAAAACGAGCAGAAACCGCGGUGGAAAUCUUAAAUCUGGCACCGGGCAACAUAUAUCAUAUUUGCGUUCUUUCCGUUAGUGCAGCCAAUUUCCAGACGCCUAGUGCUAUUAUUCACGUGCGGACACAAUCUCUUCCUUUAUCCCAAGCUCAGCAAAAUGCGCCUGUUGGAGGUCCCACUAUUCGGGCGUCAGUCCCGCGAUCGACUGCCGGUCUCGCAGCUCCCUCGGCUCCCGUCAUGUCUCGCGAGCACAUGGCGGGCCGGAAUCCUCCCACGGCAACAUAGAAGACUUGCAGAAGAGUGCGACGAAUGGUGAUCGUGAUGAAACGCUCGAAAAACUUGCCGAUAGGUUAAAGUCAUUGCAGCAGGAAAACGAGAAUGUUGAAAAGCAAACCGCCGAUGAAGAAGAGGAGCACGUCGCGCUCUUGAAGGAGUUGGAGAAGCAGCGUGACGACUUGAGGAAGC
Aspergillus pseudonomiae is the source of this 1031-nucleotide messenger RNA. RefSeq names its product fibronectin type III domain-containing protein. Lineage: Eukaryota; Fungi; Ascomycota; Eurotiomycetes; Eurotiales; Aspergillaceae. The transcript is spliced from 4 exons. Bases 249 to 851 code for a protein of 200 amino acids. The record is from RefSeq and is a predicted model, not a curated record. Gene Ontology annotation, molecular function: protein binding.